Kalmanozyma brasiliensis GHG001 is the source of this 417-nucleotide messenger RNA. RefSeq lists its product as uncharacterized. The record is from RefSeq and is a predicted model, not a curated record. The transcript has a single exon. The coding region runs from base 1 to 417 and encodes 138 amino acids. NCBI's taxonomy places the organism in Eukaryota, Fungi, Basidiomycota, Ustilaginomycetes, Ustilaginales.
AUGGUCACGAGCUACCUCAACAGGCGCAAUGUCAUUGAUGUUCAAGGCCUCAUUCAGCGGAGCAAAGGAUCGCGAGCCAAGAUCGUCCAUUACGGUCUCCUUCACGUUGGAGCUCUGCCGCAUCUGGCAUCCAGACUCGAGGCGUCCGGACAUGCCAGCAUCGAAAGCAGUCCGAUCUUGCAAAGGCUUUUCAGGGAACAGGCCGAGGCCGUUGCAGCAUUGGACGAGGCCAUCGCAGCAGAUCUCGAGUCCGACGUGUGCGACAGACUUCAGAGCGACCUCAACAUCCGCACCAGCCGCGUGCACGAGACAAGACGACUGCUUCGCCUCCGACGCAUUACCGAGCUCGCAAACGAGCGGGAGGACGACAUCGCGGUUCGAGCGCUGAUGGGCGAAGGUCCCAUUGCAUCAGCUUGA